CAUUGGACACGUUAUUGAACGUCCUUUAACCUUUUUCAAUUCCCGUGAUGAGGUCACAUUUGACGUCAGUGGUCGACUGACGAUCACUCUGGAGGAGAUGCAACCUAUUCCAAAUGAAAAUCCAGUCUCCUCAAUUAAACGACUCCUUUCAAGCUGUACACGCUACGAAGCAUUGUCUCGCUUAUGUAAUUCAAAUCCCAUUAAAUUCCAUUGUCUUUUUCGGGAAUGGAUGGGAAAAGAAGGAAGGGGGAAGGCGGCAGAAGGGGGGGAGGGAAGUCGUGCGAUUGAUCGCAGGCAUGUUUCGUGACAUAACUUGGCGCGCUCGGUCCGGGUGUAAGAGAGGAAAGCAGGCAAGAGCGGGAAUGCACCUGGCCGGCGUGUGUCCCGGCCCGGUACACAAGAGAGUGACCUGCCAACCUGCGUGCGAGCCAACAGCUUGCCCGCUCGCUCGUCCGCCCGCCCGCCCGUCUAACCGACCGACCGGCCUGCGUUCACCUGUACAACGCAAGGUUGCUACGAGAGAGAAGUACGGCGGCGGCGGUGGCGGCUCUUGGCGUGAACCACGAGCGAGAACGCGUCCGUCCGGUCAGCUACAUCGUAACAGAGAAAUGGACAGGGACCAUAGAGAACAACGCAAUCAUGAUAAUCUGAAUGAGGAGUCGGAUUGCAAAGUUGGAAUGGAUUUCCGCAAUCUCUCUCAUCAGCACGAUCGUAUGUCGGACAUCGAUACCGAGAGAGACAUGGAGAUCGAUCCGUCUGAUCGUCUUGACAACUUACACGAUGACAAAUCCGAGAAAUUAGGGAGAAAUUUUCACAAUAUAGGACAUCACCCAGCUAUGAGGGAUGUAGAUAGGGAUCAAAAUAAUCAUGUUGACAAUAUGCAUGACGAUAAAAUUGAGCACAAGAUGGGAAGAGAUUUCCGUAAUCUGGGUCAUCAUCCUGGAAUGGUUCAUUUGCAUCCCGGCAUGGAGCAUUUGAGUAACGAUGUACGUAUCGAUGUCGAGGUAAAGUUAGCGAGAGAUGUUCGUGGCUCGUUAGGUUUAGGACUGUCCUUAGAACUCUGUGUAGUUUGUGGAGAUAGAGCUAGUGGCAGACAUUAUGGAGCAAUUAGUUGCGAGGGUUGCAAAGGCUUUUUUAAACGCAGUAUUCGCAAGCAACUAGGCUACCAAUGUAGGGGAAGCAAAAGUUGCGAAGUUACCAAACACCACAGAAAUCGUUGUCAGUAUUGUAGACUUCAAAAGUGCUUAGCUAUGGGCAUGAGAAGUGACUCUGUUCAACAUGAGAGAAAACCCGUAUUAGGUGAAUCAGCCGCCGCAAAAGUAGGUAAUCGUAGCACCAGAGUAAAACCGGAACCGCAACAACUCACACCCGAGGUACCCCCAGUUUGGGAACAACCCGAGAGUCCUAGCAUGGAAGAUCAAAGUAGCGACAGCGAUCUUAGUGAUGCUUUGACCUUAGCUCGCGACCGUUUACUCAUCUCUCAUGCAUUGGAUAGCAUGGCUAAACUCAUUGGUGACACCGUUAAUGGUUCGAGUGAACCAGAAGAAGAAUGGACUGGUCAAUUAAUCUCUGAACGGAAUACAUUGUUCGAAUUGAGGGCACCCAGCCCGGCACCUGUAUAUUUAUCUAUUCAUUACAUAUGCGAAAGCGCGGCUAGGUUACUAUUUUUGUCUGUACAUUGGGCGCGAGGAAUUCCGGCAUUUCAAGCUUUGCCAUCUGAGAUUCAAACUACUUUAGUGCGAAGUUCCUGGGGACAAUUAUUUAUACUAGGUUUAGCACAAUGCGCAUACACAUUGUCUCUUCCUAGUAUUCUAACGUCAAUAAUUAAUCACUUACAAGCUAGUAUCGCACAAGAGAAGGUCACAGCUGGCAAAGUAAAAUGUGUUACGGAACAUAUAUGCAGAUUGCAGGAUUGUGUAAGUUCACUGCACAAGUUACAAGUGGAUUCUGUUGAAUACGCUUAUCUUAAGGCUUUAACACUUUUUAGCGCUGAUAAUAUCUUAACAGGUAGCUGGCGUAAAAAGGUUGAGGUUCUGCAAGAAGCAGCGUGGACGGAAUUACAGCAACGCGCGGGCUCAGAUAGAUUACCUCGUCUUCUCUUGAGGCUAGCGCCUCUCCGUUCGAUUAAUCCUAGAGUUCUGGAGGAUCUUUUCUUCGCAGGUCUCAUUGGUCGAGUAAGUGUAGCUAGCGUCGUGCCUUACAUCCUUACCAUGCAAGAUUAUAAAACCGAGCCGGAAAGUCACGCAGGGUGACAAAUACUGUCAUUGCAAUGUAAGUCGUGACCUAAAAAUAGUGUUGUAUACAUAAAUGUUGAAUGCCUUGAACAUUUUCAUACAACGAGACAAAAGUGCAAAAGAAGAGUCAAAAUUAUUUCUUCUUCAUUUUUUAAAAAUGUCUCUGCACAAAAAUAUUAUAAGCUGGUUAUUAAAAUAGCGCGCAUAAAUU
Messenger RNA from Camponotus floridanus (Florida carpenter ant), 2445 nucleotides. It is a transcript of the gene Hr78, whose product is annotated as nuclear receptor subfamily 2 group C member 1. The transcript is spliced from 9 exons. The record is from RefSeq and is a predicted model, not a curated record. Gene Ontology annotation, biological process: regulation of transcription by RNA polymerase II; cell differentiation; anatomical structure development. NCBI's taxonomy places the organism in Eukaryota, Metazoa, Arthropoda, Insecta, Hymenoptera, Formicidae. Gene Ontology annotation, molecular function: RNA polymerase II cis-regulatory region sequence-specific DNA binding; zinc ion binding; nuclear receptor activity. The coding region runs from base 114 to 2252 and encodes 712 amino acids.